AGCUCCAAGCCACAAGGGUUAGUAGAAGCCUUGACAGAAUCUACUGUUCUUGUCCAUGGAAUUGAAGAAAUCACAGUUACGACUUCUCCAGCUACAGUCUCACCAGUGAAAUCUUGCCUUCCUUCAUUGGUUACUCUCUCGAAUCCAUCUUCUACUGCCUUAGGAGAGAAUCAAAUGCAGCUUGAAACAGCUGUAGUUGGGGCUAACAAGGCAGUUGUUGAUAAGGACAUUGUUCCUGGUCAUGGCUCCAACCAUCUCCCAGCUCUCAAAGGUGCAUGGGUUAAGAAGCUAAAUGUUGCGACUUCUUCUCACCAGUGCUCUGGUACUUCUGGAGUUGAUCCAGUAUUGUGGCCUUCCUUGGCUGUCUCUUCUCGCAGUCAGACACAAGUAGGAGGAUGAUGCUCGCUUUCCUUGGGCAGCAAAAAUGAAUCCAUCAUCAAGGAAUCUCUACAGAGCUACAGAACCCGAAUAUCUUGAAGAUGGCACUCCUAAGGUAACAAUCCCUAAACAUGUUUUGUUGCAGGGAUUGGAGAACCAAAAAGAGUAUGUUCUUGGUCAGUUUAAUACAUGCUCUCCUCCGCCUGGUGGUCUGAUUUUUGCGGUCUUCAGCAAGUUGUGGGGAAGGAAUUGCAGGAUAACAAUUAAGAAACUUGAAGAAUCAAGCUACCUAUUCCAUAUUCCAGACGCAUCUACUAGAACUUGGGUUCUUCAAAGGGGAUUAUGGCAUGUUGACGAUUGUCUGAUGUUCGUAGCACAUUGGACACCAAAAGCUUCUUUAGCGAUUCCUGAGAUUAUAACCAUUCCAGUAUGGGUAACUCUUAAGAAGAUACCCACCAUCUUAUAUUCUAUCCCUGGAAUAAGUCACAUAGCUUCGGGUCUAGGUGCUCCUAUGGCAACUUAUAAACCCAGGUUAGAUCCUAUUCUUACGGACGAAGCUAAGAUUUUGGUUGAAGUUGAGUUGAGUAAAGGUUUCCCUUCAAGAAUUGCUGCUAAUGAUGAAAAUGGAUUUAUUUCUAUGGUUGAUGUUGAUUAUGCUUGGUUACCUUCUAAAUGUGAAAGAUGUGGUCAGCUUGGACACAAGAUUAAACAUUGCUUGCAAUCUGCUACUGAGUCUCAUUUAGUUGACACUAAUCUCUAUGAAAAUCCUUCCAAUGGUAGCUUGGUGGUUGUCGAGACCAACACACUACUGAAAUCUGUCCAACCUGACACUUCUUUACUUCCAUCUUCAGACACCACAUUAUCUCCUCCAUCUUCAAAAUUUUGUCUUGAAUCAAGUGUGGUCGACAUAGUUAAUGGUGCUGAUGUGGAGGAUCUUGUUUCCUUAGCUACUAUUUCGGUUCUUGAGAACAUGUAUAUGUCUCCUUCAAUUAUAUGUAUAAAUGAGCUAUUGAGUCUCCGAUUAUGGAGUUUGCCUCAACACUGCCACUCAUCGACACUUCCAUUGCUCAAGCCUCACCUAUAG
This is a messenger RNA of Brassica oleracea var. oleracea, 1462 nucleotides long. RefSeq lists its product as uncharacterized. The transcript is spliced from 2 exons. Bases 425 to 1462 code for a protein of 345 amino acids. NCBI's taxonomy places the organism in Eukaryota, Viridiplantae, Streptophyta, Magnoliopsida, Brassicales, Brassicaceae. The record is from RefSeq and is a predicted model, not a curated record. Gene Ontology annotation, molecular function: nucleic acid binding; zinc ion binding.